Molecule: messenger RNA, 691 nt
Organism: Polistes canadensis
Lineage: Eukaryota; Metazoa; Arthropoda; Insecta; Hymenoptera; Vespidae
Gene: Lamtor3
Product: ragulator complex protein LAMTOR3-A
Exons: 3
Coding region: 165-539 (124 amino acids)
Biological process (GO): cellular response to amino acid stimulus; positive regulation of TOR signaling
Cellular component (GO): Ragulator complex
Source: RefSeq, a predicted model, not a curated record
ACUGAAACCUCCCUAAAUUGAUACAAAGAAAAUGUCAAUUUGCUUUGUACGCGCGUAAAAUAAGUCACAGCUGAUAAAAUGUUAACGUUAUUGCAAUAAAUAGAUAUUAUUAUUUUAUGUUUAUUAAUUGGUAAAUUGUGAACAAGAAAAAAGAGGAAUAAAAAAUGACAGCAGAACAUAAAAAAUAUUUAAAUGGUCUUUUAAAUAGCAUAGAAGGCCUACAUAGUAUAUUAAUAACUGACCGAGAUGGUGUACCUGUUGUAUCUGUAGCGGAUGAAAAAGCACCAGAGCUUGCUAUGAGGGCAAGUUUUCUUUCCACAUUUGGAAUGGCUACAGAUCAAGCUAGUAAAUUAGGACUUGGAAAAAAUAAAAUAGUUAUUUGUAUUUAUAGCAGUUAUCAGGUCGUGCAGCUGAAUAAAUUACCGCUGGUUAUUAGCUUUAUCGCUAGUCAUAAUUGUAAUACGGGUCAUAUUUUAUCCUUAGAGAAUAAAAUAGAACCAAUUUUAAGUAACUUAAAAAAUGCGGUGGUAGAAGCCUGAUGGUUACCCGUAGUCCAUUACGGGUGAUAAAUAAUAAAUGUUCUUCGGACUGCACUCGUGCGUACCUCGAAGAAUAAUUAAUAUGUUAUUAGGCAUUGUUAUGUACAGUACCUAUAAUUGAAAACAAAUUGAUUCUAUAUUUGUUUAUAAAU